Molecule: messenger RNA, 4905 nt
Organism: Bombyx mandarina (wild silkworm)
Lineage: Eukaryota; Metazoa; Arthropoda; Insecta; Lepidoptera; Bombycidae
Gene: ocm
Product: over compensating males
Source: RefSeq, a predicted model, not a curated record
CGACGACAAUAUUGACAAGCCGGUUUAUUUGAAUCAAAGCAAAGUGGUUCAACGAAAUAUAGUUAUCAUCUUGAAAAAUUGGAUACGUUGUCAGCAACAAUAAAACAUGGAGAUUCACAACAAAGUUUUUAAAUCCAAUAUCACGAGGACCGCCUGUAUACCAAAAAAUAAUCUAUACGAACUUAUUAAUACUUCUCCCGUUGCUCCUCUUGUAAUAGAAACAAAAGAACUAGAAACAUGUGAUUUUAAACCGAAAACAGACAAAUUCUAUCUAUCGAAGAAAAAAUCCAAACAAAAAGUAAAAACUGUCAGAGAUAUCAGAAACUUAUUUGAGAUAGACAUGUAUAACUUAUUUUCUGUUGAGGUCGAGAAGCAGGCAGCUACUUUAUUGAGAAAAAUAAAAUCUGGGCUUGCUAAUGACGAAUGUACACGAAAACUUGCAAAAAGUAUUUUGAAAUCUGAUACACCUAUAAGCAGAUCUGCCUGGCAAAUGUUGUCAACUAUUAAUCCAGAUGGACACAAAAAUCCUAAGCAAUAUGUGUUAUUAGACAACAAACACAUUUUGGUUAAUGGGAGCAAAGGAGGAGAACAGAAAAUCAUUGAUCAGAUAAAUGAGAAAAUAUCAAUAAAGAAGACAACUAUUGCUAUGAAAAAGAAUCAUAGAAAAAAAGGAUUAUUACAAAAUUCCUUAAUAGUAAAAUUUAAACCAGGGCCGCUCCAAAAGAAAAAAUAUCUAGAUGAUUCUCACCAAAAAUAUAAUGUCGGUAAUACUGAAUUGGUAAAUCUUCCUAAACUCGGCCUUUCUGUAAGUCCUGCUUACGGUGUGACGCUGGAUUCUAAUGUGACAAAUUUUUUAAAUAAUUUACGCGAUAAAGACGGAACUUUGACUCAAAACUGGGCCGAAUUUGCUGUGACAGCUUUAGGAACACUAAAAGACUGUAAUCCAAUUCAAAAUGAUGAUCGAGCUGUUACAUUUAACAUAGACUAUAGACUAAAUCAGAGAAGAAUUUUGAUGCGACGAGAUGUCAUUAAUAAAACUGAUUUUUUCCCAGCUGAAAAUAAAAAAACUGAAUCGCAAAUUUCUUUAGAUGAUCAAAGUUGCGCCGUUUCUGUAGCAGCUGAAGUUCGUAGUAUAAUGGAUAAAAUUUUAAAUUCAGUUGAAAUAAGUAUUGAACAAGAUACGUUUUUCACAGGAGCAGAUGAACCUCGAGAGGUUAUUUAUGAUGACUCUACUAAUUUAGCGAAAGGAAAGAACAAAAAGAGAUAUUGUGAAUUAGACAGACUUGAUGUUACAGUUAUUCGAUUACCGGAAAAGAAAAUUCAUGAAAAACAAAUAUGCAAUAAAUCACAUUGUUCACUUGGGUGUAUAUGUAAAUCUUUAGAAUGCAGUUAUAAUUUAAAAAAUCAUUGCGGUCUUAUAGAAUGUAUGUUCGAAUGCAAAUGUGACUUUUCAGAUUAUAGAACUACAGAGUGUCUGCCAAAUGAUUGCCAAGAAUUAAUACCUGGGUUGAUCAACUUUAAUAAUGAAAUCAAUUUAAAAUUGGCUAAAGAAGAAAAAAAGUUUAAACAAACUGUUGUAAUGGCUGGUGAAAAAAGUAUCGUGUUGAAAGCAAGAAAAAGAAAUUGCAAAAUAACACAAAAAUAUGCUGAGUAUCAUGCGAAUAUGAAACGGUUUAAAAGAGACCCUGAAGCCGGCCCAGAAAUUAUCGUUGUGGCUCACAAAUUAAAUUGUACCAAUAUAGAACCUUGGUGCAUGGUUCAUAAUUUGUAUAAAUGUUUCUGUAAAGGUAGAUUUACAACUAAUUUACAAUGUUUGGAUGGUGACGAGAAGUUUGUGAAUAAAAGUUUUCCAAGCAAAUCAGAGGCGUUAAACAAUGAUCAAUCGUUGAAACAACUAAUAAAAAUUGACGAUAUUGACAAAAUCCACACAAACUAUUUAAAGGAUAAAAAAAGAGACGAACAACCUGAAAUCCUUGACAGCUUUGAGCUUAAUGAACUUAGUACUUGUGCCAGGAUUAAUCCUUACCAAGGUAGAAAUCAUGACGAAAAUUACUAUAAAGAAGUACAAGGUAAAAUUAUCAAUAUGGAGAAAAACGAUCGGCAAUUAGCGAAAAGAAUGAUAAAGUUACAAAAUAUUUCAGAAAAUAAGGAACACGAUGAUUGCUCUGUAAUAGAGCCGGAAGAUAAAAACAUUAAAUUUGAAAUUAUAGAUGAUAACUAUGAAAAUGAUCUUGGUGAACUGAGGGACAUUAACGAAGUAAAUUCUUCAGAACCUCUAAAUUUAGUUGAAAUUAUUAACAAUUUAUGGAAUAAAAAUAAGGGUCCCAAUUAUAUUAGAAGUGCAAAAUACAAAAAAAAUUUAGUACGAUGGUUUGAAUCAUCGUAUAAGCUUUACAAAAACAAAGUUAAGGAAGGUUUCAAGAUAUGCUUAGAAGCUCCAAGAAUAGGAAAAUUAGCGUUGCACCCAUGGGAAUUUAUUCUUAGCAGAUAUAGAGAAAGGAAGAAUUUUUUUAUGGUUUCUAAAACUGAACCGUUCCGAAUAUUUCUAUCCGUUAAUUUGAAAAAUCCCUUCUUUAAUGACUGCAUCAACAUUGACAAAAUAAGAUUUGUGGACCUCCAAAAAUAUCCCUUAACUAUAAAAAACCUACUAACUAAUGCAACUGAUCUAGAAGAGAAUUAUUGCAUUUUGUACGGUUUUUCGGAUUGGUGGGAGUUAAUCGGUACAGUCUCAAAAAUAAGGAGUAAGGGUGAAAAAACCAUCGAUAACCAGACUAGUAGCUUAAAAUCACCCAAACCACGCUUCUCAUCUGGUGAUGAAACUUCUAAUUUUGCAAAGUCAGACGAAGAUUCUGAUACAUGGUCCUAUUUAGUUCCUGACGAUGAUGAAGAUACUGACCAAAUGGUGUUGUCUAAUGAACCAGGUGCACUUAUUUCAGAACCAAAAUCUUCUUUAAAACAGUCGAUGAGUGAAAGUACAACAUCGUCAACAAUUACAAUUAAUGCAAAUCAAGAAAACGUUCCUUCCAAAAAUUGUUCAACUUUCAAUAAAAACAAAGAAGGUUGUUCAAAGUGGUUCAUGAUGACUGUAGAAAAUGAUUUUAGUGAAAUCCGCUUCAACAAUGGUGGAUUUUUUGUUACUUAUGACAAAAUUGUAAAAGCGAUCAAUGUUGCCCGUAUCUCUGGUAAAGCUGUUAGAUUAUCGUCACAAAAGUGUGCUCCAAAAAACAGUGGCCCCCAAUACGGUUUAUAUGCCAUUCCGGAUUCUAAUGAAUAUUGUGUAUUCAUAGGGCCAUAUGAACCCAAUGAAUCGUUGGGUAUACAAACUAUUAAAACAAUUUUACAUCUACGAAAACAAAACAAAACCCGAGGUAUUUGGAUAACUACAGACAAAAUUGAUAAUCAUAAGCUUAUACAUAAUCCUAUGUCAUUCAUUCCUAACCUGAAAGACGGUUGCAGUGAAAUGUUGCCACUGCAAAAUUAUAGUAGUUCUCACAGUACAGAACCAAUCGAUAUUAAAAAAGCAGGCAGAAUCAAGGUAACAGUACUUGAUAAAAAAACUUUAAGCGAUACUGAGCUUUCACCUGAAAAGAACACAAAAAAAUUACCCACCAUAAAUAUAAAGAGAACUAAUGAUUUCUAUCACAUCGGUUCUAAUGGUAACAUUAAAACGGUGACAAAUUGGAAUCCCCAUUUACUUGUUGAUAAUAAUAAGCCAACCGCGAGUUCUGUGUCCAGCGAAUCUUCAAUAGAAAAUAAUGAUAGUUCAAACAAUACUCCGAUGAGUCAAAAAUCAGAUUCACAUCCAAAAACACUUUCUUCUACAGUUCCAGCAUUUAAGUUCCCGCAAAGGGGGAUGUUUGUUUUAAAACCUGAACAAAUCAAUAAUAAAUUACUAUUAUCCAAUACCCUAAGCAAGGUCUUGAACAGAAAUCCAGAAGUCUACGAAGAGAUAAAAAAUAUUAAGGAUGAUAUAAAACCACUUGAUAUUAAUAUGUCAGAGGAUGUUCUUAUAAUUUCCGAUGAUGAUGACGAUGAUGGUGAUUCAAAAAGUCUUAUUAAUGAUCCUGAGAAUGACUGUGAGAAAAUAACAGAAGUUUGGAUACAGUGCAGUAAUGUGUUAAACUUUGGUUGGAUAAAAGGAACAAGAAAUAGUGAAAAUCUUAUAAGCUUGCAAUUUCCAGGAUUUUACCCCACAAGUUAUUAUCGAGAGUCGGAAGUCUUCACUAAAAUCAAUGGAGUGCUGUGUGGCUUAAUUCAAGUUCCCAAAAAUUUCGUUUUCGAAUGGCAGGUACUGGAAUCGGAAAAUGAACUUGAUAGUGAACCUUUGGAAAUUAGUAAUUUUAAAUCAACUAAGAAUAUAAUAAGGAAAAGUAUUAAAAACAAAUUUGAAGUAAUUAAAUCCCAAGAGUUACUUGAAGAGUCAUCGAAUAGUAACGACUUUAGUUCCAGUGCAAAUUUAAAUACUUCUAAAGAGAUGUCAGAUUUCAUAAACGAUUUAGAAAUAAAAAGUCAGAUGCUCGAAGAAGGUACAACAAUGUGGAAUGCAACGAUGAUGAAAAAAGAGGAAAUAUUAUCGUCACUAACCGAUACAAAUUUAACGGAAUCAUUAACUGAAAAGCUAAAAGUGAUUAAAUCCAUGGCUGAAGACGAAUAAAUAUGUUUAUAGUAAUAAAUACAUAUGUAUAAAUAGGAAACCUACCACAAAUACCAUAUAUACGCAAUGAUGACCCCGUUGCCAAUGGAUUCAGCUUUUCUGACGACUGAAAUCUGGCUGCUUGAUCUAAAUGUGAAAUGAAACUAAUCACUCAGAUACAUUGCAUCGUUUUAGCUGAAUUUGAUUAUUGUAUAAUGAAAACCUAAAGUAAACUAACUCCAGACACGUAUUUCAGUAGAUGCUUCUCCGAA